Molecule: messenger RNA, 972 nt
Organism: Lasiodiplodia theobromae
Lineage: Eukaryota; Fungi; Ascomycota; Dothideomycetes; Botryosphaeriales; Botryosphaeriaceae
Product: Inositol monophosphatase
Exons: 2
Coding region: 1-972 (323 amino acids)
Biological process (GO): inositol metabolic process; phosphatidylinositol phosphate biosynthetic process; signal transduction
Molecular function (GO): inositol monophosphate 1-phosphatase activity
Source: RefSeq, a predicted model, not a curated record
AUGUCUUUCCACGUUCCUGAGCUGUUAGCCAUACGGGACUUUCUCGUCAUCGUGGCCAAAGAAGCAGGAGAGAUAAUCACUUCGGCGAAGCCCUCUUCAGCAGACGCUAUAACCAAGAAAAAUACCACCGACAUCGUCACCGCGACCGACAAAGCCGUCGAGAACCUAAUCGCAACGCGGCUGAUCGCGCGGUACCCAGAGUACGACUUCGUCGGCGAAGAGUCGUCGUUCGACGCAUCCAAGGGCAUCGGGCCCGGCCCGACCUGGGUCGUCGACCCCAUCGACGGCACGUCCAACUUCGUCCACGGCCUGCCCGAGGUCUGCGUCUCGCUGGCCCUGGUCGUCGCCCGCGUCCCCGUCGUCGGCGUCGUCUACAACCCCUUCCUGCAGGAGCUCUUCUCCGCCGCUCGCGGCGCCGGCGCCUACCACCAGCAGCCCACCCGGCACGGCGGCGAGCCCCAGCGAUUGCCUCUCAACAACACCCCGCUGGCCGGCCUCCGCCACGCCUGCGUCGGCAUCGACUUCGGCAGCGACCGCGCCGGGCCCAACUUCGCCCUCAACCUCUCCGUCUUCGCCACGCUCGCCGCUGCCCCCGCAUCAUCAUCAUCAUCGUUCGGCGGCGGCGGCGGUGGUAAAGGAGGCCGCUUCGCCCACUCGCUCCGCGCGACCAACUGCGCCUCCGAGACCGUGUGCCGCGUCGCCGCCGGCCAGCAGGACUGCUUCUGGGAGUGCGGCGCCUGGGCCUGGGACGUGGCGGCGGCGUGGUGCGUGCUGACCGAGGCCGGCGGCAUCAUGGUCGACGGCCACCCGGGCAACUGGCACCCCCCGAUCGACAACCGCCGCUAUCUGGCCGUGAGGCCGGCCGAGCCGGCGAGCGGGCAGGCGGAGUUGGUCGAGGAGUUUUGGGACGUCAUCGGGGAGGGGAGGUCGACGUUCGGGCCGCCAGCUGGACAGGAUGGGCCCUUAGCUUGA